Molecule: messenger RNA, 2493 nt
Organism: Penicillium brasilianum
Lineage: Eukaryota; Fungi; Ascomycota; Eurotiomycetes; Eurotiales; Aspergillaceae
Source: the annotation of a GenBank genome assembly
CUGUAGGAUAGAUAAAUCAAAUUAAAUUUUAUUAAAUUAAUGACAUUUUCAAUAUUUUUGUUUUUAAUAGGGAUAUUAGGGUUUGUUCUUAAUAGAAAAAACAUUAUACUAAUGUUAAUAUCAAUAGAAAUUAUGUUAUUAUCAGUAACAUUUUUAAUAUUAAUAAGUUCACUUAGUUUUGAUGAUAUUCUUGGACAAACAUUUUCCGUUUAUAUUUUAACAAUAGCGGGUGCUGAAUCUGCGAUAGGUUUAGGUAUUUUAGUUGCAUAUUAUAGAUUAAGAGGUAGUAUAUCAAUACAGUAUAAAUAAUGUAUUUAACAUUGAUAAUUUUACCUUUAUUAGGUUCAAUCGUUUCAGGUUUUUUUGGAAGAAAAGUUGGAAUAAGUGGAGCACAUAUAAUAACAUGUGCUUCAGUAAUUACUACAACAAUUUUAGCUAUUAUAGCUUUUUUUGAAGUAGGAUUUAAUAACAUACCUGUAACAAUAAAUGUUGCAAGGUGAGUAGAUGUAGAAUCACUUUAUGUUUUAUGAAACUUUAGAUUUGAUUCAUUAACAGUUUCUAUGUUAAUACCAGUAUUAAUAGUAUCUAGUUUAGUACAUAUAUACUCAAUAAGUUAUAUGAGUCAUGAUCCACACAACCAAAGAUUCUUUAGUUAUUUAAGUUUAUUCACAUUUAUGAUGAUUAUACUUGUUACAGGUAAUAACUAUUUAAUAAUGUUUGUAGGUUGAGAAGGUGUAGGUGUUUGUUCAUAUUUAUUAGUAAAUUUCUGAUUUACUAGAAUAGCUGCAAACCAAAGCUCUAUAUCAGCUUUAUUAACAAAUAGAGUGGGUGAUUGUUUAUUAACUGUAGGUAUGUUUGCUAUUUUAUGAUCUUUUGGUAAUAUAGAUUAUAGUACAGUAUUUGCAUUAGCUCCUUAUUAUAAUGAAAAUAUUAUAACUUUAAUAGGUAUCUGUCUAUUAAUAGGUGCUACAGCUAAAAGUUCACAAGUAGGUUUACAUAUUUGAUUACCUCAAGCCAUGGAAGGUCCUACACCAGUAUCUGCUUUAAUACACGCAGCUACUAUGGUUACAGCUGGAGUUUAUUUAUUAAUGAGAUCAUCUCCAUUAAUAGAAUAUAGUUCAACUGUGUUAGUAUUAUGUUUAUGAUUAGGUGCUAUAACAACAGUAUUUAGUUCUUUAAUAGGAUUAUUCCAACAAGAUAUUAAAAAAGUUAUUGCUUAUUCUACUAUGAGUCAAUUAGGUAUGAUGGUAAUAGCUAUAGGUUUAUCUAGUUAUAAUUUAGCAUUAUUCCACUUAGUAAAUCACGCUUUCUAUAAAGCAUUAUUAUUCUUAGGAGCUGGUUCAGUAAUACACGCAGUAGCUGAUAAUCAAGAUUUUAGAAAAUAUGGUGGUUUAAGAGAAUUCUUACCAUUAACAUAUUCAGUUAUGUUAAUAGCUUCAUUAAGUUUAGUAGCUGUACCUUUCAUGACAGGAUUCUAUUCUAAAGAUUUUAUCCUUGAAUCUUCUUAUGGUCAAUUCUAUCUAUCAGGUACUAUAGUUUACUUUGUGGCUACUAUAGGUGCAAUGUUUACUACAUUAUAUUCAGCUAAAGUAUUAUAUUUAACAUUCUUAGCUAAUCCUAAUGGUCCAUUAUCUAGUUACAAACAUGCGCAUGAGGGUGAUUUAUUCUUAACUAUACCAUUAAUAGUUUUAUCUAUUUUCUCUAUAUUCUUUGGUUAUAUUACUAAAGAUAUCUUUAUAGGUUUAGGUACAGGUUUCUUUGUAGAUAAUAGUUUAUUUAUUCACCCUAAUCAUGAAAUUAUGUUAGAUACUGAAUUCGCAGUACCUACAUUCUUUAAAUUAUUACCUUUUGUAUUUACAGUAUCAUUAAGUAUAAUAUCAGUAUUAUUAUCUGAAUUCUUACCAAAAUUACUUAUAAACUUUAAAUACUCAAAAUUAGGUUAUAACAUAUUUAGUUUCUUUAACCAAAGAUUCUAUAUAGAAUUAUUUUAUAAUAAAUAUAUAGUUGAAGGAGUACUAAAAUUAGGUGGUCAAACAACUCAGAGUCUUGAUAAAGGUUCUGUAGAGUUAUUAGGUCCAUAUGGUUUAGAAAAAGGAUUAUUAUCUUUAAGUAAUAACUUAGGAAAAUUAAGUACUGGAACUAUAACUACUUAUGCAUUAUAUAUCUUAAUAGGAUUAAUAUUCUAUAUAACAUUGUUAUACUUCUCAUAUAGUGAUAAUAAUUUAUUAAUAUUAGUAAUAUUUGCAUUAUUUGUAUUAUUAAAUAAAAACUUAUCAUAUAAUAAAUAAUAUUACUAUAAUAUUAUUUGUUUGUUUAAUUUAAAUUUAUCUUUUUAUUGAAUAUGCUUUUAUCUUCAAUAUUCUGUUUAUUAUUAUCUAAUGCUUUGUCAUUUAGACGUGAUACAGCUAUUCUUUAUUCAAGAGUAGGAAUAAUUAUCUUAUUUUAUUGUAUCUUUUUAUCUUAUAAUAAUUUAUUUAUAACAUAUUUAGAUAA